Molecule: messenger RNA, 1164 nt
Organism: Venustampulla echinocandica
Lineage: Eukaryota; Fungi; Ascomycota; Leotiomycetes; Helotiales; Pleuroascaceae
Exons: 4
Coding region: 1-1164 (387 amino acids)
Source: RefSeq, a predicted model, not a curated record
AUGCCUCACCAUACAGCGGAGACGCCUACUAGCAAUGCAACUUUUACAGUGCCUAAUACACUUUCUGGGCCCAAGUUUACUCACGCAACUGCGUCAACAACCCCUUCGGUUAUCAGCGUCGCAGGAGCGCUUGGUGAGAGCGUCCAUGUAACAAGGUCAAACAGACAUCGUCGUAAGAAGAAGAUUGAAUAUUCUGGUUUACCUCAACUUUCAUUUCCGGCCCAGAGAAUUAGUACUCGUAAUGUGCCGUACCUACAGCACCCUACACUCAAAAAUCUCGCAUUCGCUUUAGCUAAAAUUGAUCGAUACUCUCUUAUCUACAGCAAGACAGUUCUUGAAGAUGCAAAGGCUACCCGGACUCCUAGCCCAGGUAUGAAUUGCGCGGUAGAGCUUGCUGCAGUCGAAGCCGCCAUUGCACAAAUUACAAAUGGUAUCGAAGGACUAACUCAUUUCACUGAGAGCUAUCUACGUAGCCUAGAGUUUUUGAAGUCCUGGAAGCUCAAGAGAUCUAAGUUUAUCGCGCAUUGGCGAUCGUUGCCAGUGAAAGAAGUCGCCAGGAAUGAAAACUUGCUGAAGUUAAUAGCUAAGGAUCUAAGUCAGCUAAGCAAAGCUCUCGUAGAGGUAGCUCAGUACAAGAUGCUCGAACAAGCGUACAAAGACGCCCUAAAUGAUAGGUGGAACGUUAUCAUCGAGAUAUUUGAUAGCUUUAGUCUGUUGACUGGCAUACAGAUCCCUGUGCCUACAUGGAUAGAAGCCGCUGCUCAGCUCACUGAGAUGCAACUCAUAACUUCAAGCCAGGUUCUUGAUUUAGAUUGUACGUCUACCCUUAUGUGGCCUACCUUUUUGGAGAUAGUGUUACUUGCUCUCCCUACUUUUGCUCUCGCCUAUCAACACUCCUCGCACAAACCUGAGACGAUACAGGAUGCAGACUUUUGGUUUCAAGUGCAAGCUUCGAGCAUGACAUUUCUAGGACUUCUAAUCAUGGGCAUUCCAAUGUGGAAAGAGAGGAUGCUCUCAGGCUACGUCUGGUACUGGACAUGGGGCGCUAUGAGUAUAUCAGGAGCCUGUUCAUUCUCAGCACCUGUCAUAUACUGCUAUGCGCCAAUAGAGUGGGCUUCCUUAGGAAUCGUGGCCGGCGCUCUGCAGGCGUUCGUCACUUUAUAA